AUGAAGGGAACGUCGAUCUUGGCUGCUGCCGCCUCUGUCGCCAUGAUGGCGCCUCAAGCGGCAGCUCAGGACACCUUCACUAAUCCCGUCGUCUGGCAGGACUUUGCCGACCUGGACAUCUUCCGCGUCAACGACACCUUCUACUAUUCGGCCUCGACGAUGCACUACUCACCCGGCGCACCAAUUCUCCGUUCAUACAACCUCGUAGACUGGGAGUAUAUUGGCAGCUCGGUCCCCGAGCUCGAGUGGGGUGAAAAGUACAACCUGGACGGCCACGGCUCUGCCUAUGUCGCAGGCAUCUGGGCCAGCUCCAUGCGAUAUCGAGAGAGCAACGGUCUGUACUAUUGGUAUGGCUGCUCUGAAUUCGCCAAGACGUGGGUUUACACGUCUCCCGAUCCAGCAGGGAAGUGGGAGCUGGCAGGAUCGCUCGACCAGUGUUUCUAUGACGUGGGCAUCUUGAUUGACGACGACGAUACCAUGUAUCUCGCAUCCGGCAGAUAUAACAUCAGUGUUACCCAGCUCUCCGACGACGGCUUGAGUGUCGUCCGCGAUGAGUUUGUCUGGUUAGAUAGUGUGAGGUAUCUCGAGGGAGCUCGCUUUUACCACAUCGACGGAUACUACUAUAUCUGGCUCACAAGGCCCGCCAAUGAGCAGCAUGUUCUCCGAGCGGACAAUCCCUGGGGUCCAUAUACGGAGCAUUCCAUUCUCGAAUCGAUCAAGGGCCCAAUUCCCAACUCUGGCGUGCCCCAUCAGGGAGCUAUCGUCGACACACCAAAUGGCGACUGGUACUACAUGAGCUUUCUCGACGCCUACCCGCUCGGGCGUAUCCCUGCUCUCGCUCCCAUAAAAUGGGAAGAUGGGUGGCCGAACCUGGUGACGGAUGAGAACGGCGCCUGGGGCCAGUCAUACCCCAAGCCAAACAUCCAGACCGAGAAGACGGUGCAGAAUCCCUUGGGUCCGUUCACGGACUCCUUCAACGGGGAGACCCUGAGGAAGGGGUGGGAAUGGAACCACAACCCGGACAACUCGGCCUGGUCUCUAGGGCCGGACGGACUUACUCUGAAAACAGCCACAGUAACAGCUGACCUGUAUGCCGCCCGCAACACGCUGUCGCAUCGUAUCAUCGGUCCCAAGAGCACGGCCACAUUCCGACUGAACGCCGCGAACCUGGUCUCCGGCGAUACGGCUGGCGUCGCUCUCCUACGUGACGAUUCUGCCUACAUUGGUGUGCACAAAAAUGAAGAUGGCUCACUCGUCCUCCAGCUCGUUGGAAACAUCACCAUGGCUGACAACGGCAACGGCUGGCAGACAACCUCAGAAGGCGCAGAGCUGGCGCAGGAGACAGCGGGCCUGGAAGCGGUAGCGUCUGGCGAGGGGGACAUCUGGCUGCGAGUAACGGCCGACGUGCAUCCAACCUUUGGCGUAACACCCGAGAAGGGGAACAACCCGGCCUGGUUCGAGUACAGCACUGACGGUGUUGAGUUCAAACAGCUGGGAUCAGAGUGGCAGUUGCACAAUCGCUGGCAGUUCUUUAUGGCGUUCCGCUUUGCCGUGUUCAAUUUCGCCGAGUCUGCCUUGGGCGGGUCGCUCCUUGUGAAGGAGUUUGCCUUGACGAUUCCCAGCUGA
Messenger RNA from Clonostachys rhizophaga, 1626 nucleotides. NCBI's taxonomy places the organism in Eukaryota, Fungi, Ascomycota, Sordariomycetes, Hypocreales, Bionectriaceae. The record is from the annotation of a GenBank genome assembly.